This is a messenger RNA of Dipodomys ordii (Ord's kangaroo rat), 2934 nucleotides long. It is a transcript of the gene Gpat4, whose product is annotated as 1-acylglycerol-3-phosphate O-acyltransferase 6. The transcript is spliced from 12 exons. The record is from RefSeq and is a predicted model, not a curated record. The coding region runs from base 753 to 2123 and encodes 456 amino acids. Lineage: Eukaryota; Metazoa; Chordata; Mammalia; Rodentia; Heteromyidae. Gene Ontology annotation, cellular component: endoplasmic reticulum. Gene Ontology annotation, biological process: triglyceride biosynthetic process. Gene Ontology annotation, molecular function: glycerol-3-phosphate O-acyltransferase activity.
CAGCAGCAUGUAAACAACUUUCGCCAAGAAGCCAGGUCACCGCUGAGAAAGGGCAGGAAGAAUUUUGAGUGGCCACCUAUGCCAGGUGUGCCUGGAGUUCUGCAGGCAUGAAACAUUCCAUGCCAGCCUCCGUGUGCCACUGGCGAAGGUUGAGGCUCUUCAGGUAGGAGGGUCCUGGGGGCAGCAGCACCAGGAUCCCUUCCAAAGGGAGAAUGGGGACAGAUACGAACUCUCUACAGUGAAUUUGGGUUUCAGCUUAUGAAGGAAUUUUAAGCAAAAUUAUUUAAUUUCCACAUAUUCACCUUCCAAAACCUUCUGUGUGAAGUGCGAGUGUCACCCCCUCCACGGGAGUUAUCAGGAGUUUUCUGGCACCAAGGUGAACUCUUCUUGGUAUUUCUGGCAAUACAGAUCUGCUGGACAGAUUGAUCUGCUGAAUGCUGUGGGGCAGGAAACGGAGCAAAGCCUCUGGAAGCAGUGGACAGGUAGUGGAGUGGAGAGCUCUCCUUUGCCACUUACUUGCACAGAAACACAGCCUGGACACGCAUGCUGGAACUGAAGACUUGUUCUACCUUGUUCGCUAUCAAGUUCCUCUGCUCUGUGCAAGCAAUUAAAUGAUGUGAUCCUGGGGAUGGAGUUUGUCACCCUUGGGGGACUAGCUUCCUUUCUCAGGUUGGUGCUGUCAGAAAGGACCAUCUGAAGGCCACGGUUUGUGCGUGGGGAAGAGGGCACCAGCCUGGCCUGGAUCCUCCACCAUGUUCCUCUUGCUGCCUUUUGAUAGCCUGAUUGUCAACCUUCUGGGCAUCUCCUUGACAGUUCUCUUUACCCUCCUGCUCGUUUUCAUCAUAGUCCCUGCCAUUUUUGGAGUCUCCUUUGGUAUCCGAAAGCUCUACAUGAAAACUUUGUUAAAAAUCUUUGCGUGGGCUACCUUGAGAAUGGAGAGAGGAGCCAAGGAGAAGAACCACCAACUUUACAAGCCCUAUACCAAUGGAAUAAUUGCAAAAGAUCCUACUUCACUAGAAGAAGAAAUCAAAGAAAUUCGUCGAAGUGGCAGUAGUAAGGCUCUGGAUAAUACUCUGGAGUUUGAGCUCUCUGACAUUUUCUACUUUUGCCGGAAAGGAAUGGAGACUAUUAUGGACGAUGAAGUGACCAAGAGAUUCUCAGCAGAGGAAUUGGAGUCAUGGAACCUGCUGAGCAGAACCAAUUAUAACUUCCAGUACAUCAGCCUUCGGCUCACUGUGUUAUGGGGGCUAGGAGUGCUGAUUCGAUAUUGCUUCCUCCUGCCACUCAGGAUAGCUCUUGCAUUCACAGGGAUCAGCCUGCUGGUGGUGGGCACCACUGUGGUGGGAUACCUGCCAAAUGGAAGGCUUAAGGAGUUCUUGAGUAAACAUGUUCACUUGAUGUGUUACCGGAUCUGCGUGCGUGCCUUGACAGCUAUCAUUACCUACCAUGACAGGAAAAACAGACCAAGAAAUGGUGGUAUCUGUGUGGCUAAUCAUACAUCUCCCAUCGACGUGAUCAUUUUGGCCAGUGAUGGCUAUUAUGCCAUGGUGGGUCAGGUGCAUGGAGGCCUCAUGGGUGUUAUUCAGAGAGCCAUGGUGAAGGCGUGCCCACAUGUCUGGUUUGAACGGUCUGAAGUGAAAGAUCGCCAUCUGGUGGCUAAGAGACUGACUGAACACGUGCAAGAUAAAAGCAAGUUGCCUAUUCUUAUCUUCCCAGAAGGAACCUGUAUCAAUAACACGUCGGUGAUGAUGUUCAAAAAGGGAAGUUUUGAGAUUGGAGCCACUGUUUACCCUGUUGCUAUCAAGUAUGACCCUCAGUUUGGUGAUGCAUUCUGGAACAGCAGCAAGUACGGGAUGGUGACAUACCUGCUGAGAAUGAUGACCAGCUGGGCCAUUGUCUGCAGCGUUUGGUACUUGCCUCCUAUGACCAGAGAGAAAGAUGAAGAUGCUGUGCAGUUUGCUAACAGGGUGAAGUCUGCCAUUGCCAGGCAGGGAGGACUGGUGGACCUGCUGUGGGAUGGUGGAUUAAAGAGGGAGAAGGUGAAAGACACAUUUAAGGAAGAGCAGCAGAAGCUGUACAGCAAGAUGAUUGUUGGGAACCAUGAGGACAGGAGCCGUUCCUGAGUCUGCAUCCCACGCUGGCUGGAGCCUCUGCCUCCAAGUCCCGACAAUGAGCCAGCAGAAGACGCUGCUGCUCCCGCUCCGCCUCCACCACCACUACCACCACCGUGCCCCACUGCUGCACCCUUCCAGACUCAGGAUCCCAGGACUCCAGCUUCUUCAGAGCCACACAGGGAUCCCUGGGCUCAGGCAGCACAGCCUGCCCACUGUCAUCUGCUGCAAAGUUGCUGGGUGCUCCAGCCAGGACAAGAUGCCUUCUUGUUCCCUUUACAAUAAGCCUGUUGGAGGAGUGCCAUUAAAGUCAGCUCUCCACCUGUGUGCGUCAUCUCGGGCUGAGUGGUUGGGAGGACUGUCCUCAACCUUGGUAGGGUUUGGGAUUCAGUCCUUGUGGUCGCACAUGUGCCAGGGACUUACUAGGGGAGGCCGGCACAUGACUCCAGAGGAGAGGGGCACUGCCAAGAUGGCUGGGCCCGCCUCUAGCCCAAACAGCACCCAGCCUCAGAUCUCUGCAGACCCGGUGAAAAGAAGACUUGUUUGCAGGGGCAUUGGGCCAAAUGAAGUUUUAAAAAGUUCUGGAGCUCCUGCUUAAGGGGUGUCACAGGAUGGGGAGAGGCCAGUGCCCCCUUGACCAGUCUGUGACAAGAGCCAGGAAUCUGUGUUCAAACUCCAGGCUGAGCCUGAAUUUCCCAUGUGACUUGCACUUUGUUUAAUGUGUGCCUCGUCUUCCCCAUGUGUGUCAUGGGUCAGCAGGGGAAGGGAAGGUGGUGACAUCUACCUCACAGGGUUGUUGUGGGGACUCCAGUGCUACUAUGAG